Messenger RNA from Fragaria vesca subsp. vesca, 3425 nucleotides. Its product is annotated as probable LRR receptor-like serine/threonine-protein kinase At1g53430-like. The transcript has 24 exons. The coding region runs from base 133 to 3183 and encodes 1016 amino acids. Gene Ontology annotation, biological process: protein phosphorylation. NCBI's taxonomy places the organism in Eukaryota, Viridiplantae, Streptophyta, Magnoliopsida, Rosales, Rosaceae. The record is from RefSeq and is a predicted model, not a curated record. Gene Ontology annotation, molecular function: protein binding; ATP binding; protein kinase activity.
CACUCCAUACACCAAGUAACCAACCACUCCCUCCUUUUGAUUCUGUUCUCUAUCUCUCUCUUACCAAAUCAUUGUCGCUUUUGCUUAUGCAUGCGAGAGUUGAUUGGGGUUUGAGUUUGUUGUAAAGCGGAAAUGGGGUUCGUGAUCUCGAACUCUAGGACUGGUUUGGUAACUGCUUUUGGGUUUCUGGUGCUGAUUUGCUUCUCUGGGUUUGGGGCUCAUGCUCAACUGCUUCCUCUACAAGAAGUGAAAGCUCUUCAAACGAUAUCCCAGAAACUCCAGAAUUCUUUUUGGAACAACAUCAGCCAAAGUUCUUGCCAAGAUGUUGGAUCAAGCUUCAAUAAGAUUAUCACGAGUGCUUUUCUAAGCAAUGUGACUUGCGACUGUUCCUUCGCAAACAAUACUUGCCAUGUCACAAACAUAGUGAUGAAGGGUCUAAAUUUAACUGGAAUUCUACCUGAGGAAUUUGGAAAUCUUACUCAUCUGCAAGAGCUUGAUCUCACUCGUAACUACAUCAAUGGAUCAUUACCUGCAGGCAUUUCUCGUGCCCCUCUUCGAAUUCUGUCUCUUUUAGGAAAUCGACUAAGUGGUUCUAUUCCAAAGGAAAUUGGUGACAUUGCUACUCUUACUCAGCUUGUGUUGGAAGAUAAUCAACUUGAAGGGCCUCUGCCUCAAAACCUUGGGAGUUUGAGUUCCUUGAGUCGACUCCUUCUUUCUGCGAACAAUUUUACAGGAACAGUUCCAGAAUCAUUUGGAAACCUAAAGAAUUUGACCGAUUUUAGGAUAGAUGGCAGCCAAAUCUCGGGCAAAAUACCUACUUUCAUUGGAAACUGGACCAAACUUGACAGACUGGAUAUGCAGGGCACAUUGAUGGAGGGCCCGAUUCCUUCCACCAUAUCUUUGCUGACAGUUUUAACUGAAUUGAGGAUAUCUGAUUUGACUGGAUCAAGUAUGCGAUUUCCUAAUUUGGAGGAUUUGAAAAGUCUGGAAAGAGUGAUUCUGAGAAAUUGCUCAAUUACUGGUUCUAUCCCUGGCUACAUUGGAGAGCUGACAGACUUAAAGCUAUUGGACUUGAGCUUUAACAAGUUGACAGGUGAAGUUCCAACAACCCUUCAAAAUCUUGUUGGUCUAGAUUACAUGUUUUUGACUCACAAUUUACUGACUGGAGAAGUACCAAGCUGGAUAUGGAACAACAAAAAUAACUUAGAUUUGUCUUACAACAAUUUUAGCGGAUCACCUGCAGUUAGUUGUCAACAAUUAUCAGUGAAUUUAAUUUCUAGCUUUUCAUCUCCACAAAGCUCAUGGUGCUUGCAGAAGGACCUCCCUUGUUCCACAAAACCCAAACACUAUUCUAUGUUUAUAAAUUGUGGGGGGAGUAAGAUGGAGUAUGAGGGUAAUCAGUAUGAAUUGGACCUGGGCACUGAGGGGCCGUCAGACUUCAUGUCCUCAUCUGAGAAGUGGGGUUAUAGCAGUACAGGGGUUUACAUGGGGAAGAACGAUGCAGAUUACAGUGCAACGAACACAUUUCUUCUUAAUGUUAAUGGUCCAGAAUUUUAUCAAACUGCCCGCCUCGCCCCACUCUCACUUAAGUAUUAUGGCCUUUGCAUGCUUAAGGGUAGUUACAAAGUGCAGCUCCACUUUGCUGAAAUAAUGUAUACAGAUAAUGAGACUUUCACUGGCCUUGGGAAGCGCAUAUUUGAUGUGUCAAUUCAAGGGAAUUUGGUUUUGGAGGAUUUCAAUAUUAUGAAGGAAGCUGGAGGUGCUGGUAAAGGCAUCGUCAGAGAAUUUGAUGUCCUUGUUAAUGGUAGCACUCUAGAAAUCCACUUAUACUGGAAAGGAAAAGGAACUACUGCAAUACCUGAUAGAGGUGUCUAUGGACCUCUUAUAUCUGCAAUUACUGUGACACCAAAUUUUAAGGUUGAUAUUGGUGGUGGGGGGCUAUCUGCUGGAGCUAUAGCUGGCAUUGUAGUGGCAUCAAUUGUGGCUAUCAUAAUGAUUUUGGCAUUCCUUCGAUAUAUGGGUUACUUGGGGGGUAAAGACCUUGAAGAUAAAGAACUGCGUGGGCUAGAACUACAAACUGGUUAUUUCACUUUACGACAAAUUAAAGCUGCCACUGGUAACUUCGAUCCUGCAAAUAAGAUAGGUGAAGGAGGUUUUGGGCCUGUUUACAAGGUAAAAGGGGUACUGUCAGAUGGUGCAGUAAUUGCUGUUAAGCAGCUCUCAUCUAAAUCGAAGCAAGGGAACCGUGAAUUUGUCAAUGAGAUAGGCAUGAUAUCUGCUUUGCAACAUCCAAAUCUCGUGAGGCUUUUUGGUUGUUGUAUCGAAGGAAACCAGUUAUUGCUUAUAUAUGAAUACAUGGAAAACAACAGUCUUGCCCGUGCACUUUUUGGUCGUGAGGAACAAAGGCUACAUUUGGACUGGAAAACAAGAAAGAAGAUAUGCAUAGGGAUAGCGAGAGGACUGGCUUAUCUCCAUGAAGAAUCAAGGUUGAAAAUUGUUCACAGGGACAUAAAAGCAACCAAUGUCCUGCUUGAUAAGGAUCUGAAUGCCAAAAUAUCUGACUUUGGUUUAGCGAAGCUGGAUGAAGAGAACACACAUAUCAGCACUCGAAUAGCUGGAACAAUAGGCUAUAUGGCACCUGAAUAUGCAAUGAGGGGAUACUUGACUGACAAAGCAGAUGUGUACAGUUUUGGUAUUGUUGCCUUGGAAAUUGUCAGUGGAAAGAGCAACACAAAUUACAGACCAAAGGAGGAGUACGUGUAUCUCCUUGAUGGGGCUUAUGUCUUACAAGAGCAAGGAAAUAUGCUAGAACUUGUAGAUCUGGAUCUUGGUUCAAACUACAACAAAGAAGAGGCAUUGUCAAUGCUAAACUUGGCACUCUUAUGCACCAAUCCAUCUCCCACUCUCAGACCACCCAUGUCAUCUGUUGUAAGCAUGCUCGAAGGUAAAACUCCGAUUCAAGCACCAUUAAGCAAGCGCGGAUCAAAGGAGGAGGAUGCAAGGUUCAAAGCUUUUGAGAGACUAUCACAGGACAGCCAAACACAUGUCUCAACCUUCUCACAAGAUAGUCACGUUAGAGGAACGUCAAUGGAAGGUCCAUGGAUCGAUUCUUCGGUUUCUCUCGCUAGUAAGGAUGAGUCCAACGAACAUUCUUCAACAAGCCACUAUGAUGUAACCUUAUAGUGAAGACAUGAUGAAGGUUUUAAAAUUCUUUCUCAAAGAUUGAUGAAUGAAUGCGUCUGCAAUGGUCUUACAGUUAUUAGUUGCAUGUUAUGAAUGAACACUAUGAACAGCAAUUGUAGAAUUGAAACACAAAAGAAUUGUAAUGUCCUCGUAUAGGUUUUUCAAUCCCGAUAGAAAAGAUAAGACUUCAUGCUAGAUAAUUCAGAUUCCUUGUUCGAUUCGGAUUACUUUCCUUACUACUU